AUGGAGACCGCAAUUCGCUUCUCCCAAAACUCCCUUCCUGGAAACCUGCAAAGAUUCUUGUAUGUCGAUGUCGUCGGGAAGUCAUUCAGGCUGUGCAACAUCACCAGUCAGACCAAAAAGAAUUUCAGAUAUGAAACUCUUCAUGCCUCCAGCAAGGUCCCGGCAUUUCGCGCCUUCGACUGGCACCCCGUCAAUGAAGAUCUUGUUGUUGUAGGUCAGGCCGGGGGAGAAGCUACUCUUUUGAACAUAGCAGAGGGCCAACAGGACUCCCUGUCUUUUCAAGUCAGGAGCCAGCGCCUUUGCAACGCCGUGGCUCUCAAUACCCAAAAUCUUUUGGCCGCAGGUCUCGACAAAGUAAGGACAGAUUUUUGUCUGAAUAUCUGGGAUUUCAAUCAGAGGCUACCUGCAUCGGGGUCAAAGGGCUUUUCGAAGAAUUAUUCGGAUCCCCUCCACAAGUUAGCGACCGGGGAACCCAUCACCAGUUUGAAGUUCUUUCAGGACGACCCUUCGCUCUUGGUUGCGGGGGUGAAAGGCCAGUUUGUCAGGCUGUAUGAUUUGAGGGAGCCAUCCAUUGGCAAUGGAUUGCAAUUUGCUACUCGAUGUGUCCAUAACCUGGCCAUCGACUGGCUUGAUGAGAACUACUUUGCUUCUUGCUAUCCGACAAAUGAUCCUUCGAUAUGUGUUUGGGAUCGGAGAAUGAUCAGUCGUGUCAACGCACCACAAAUGGGCUUCUCCGGAGGUUCACAUAAUGAGAGCCGCCAGCCUGAGCUAUCCCUGGAACUGAAGGGCGUGGUCGAAAGCCCAGGUGUCAUUUGGAGCGUGAGGUUCUCUAAAGCUGAGCGAGGUUGUUUGGGCGUUCUUUCCAGUACUGGGCAUCUAAAAGUCUACAACUUGGGCAAAGACUUCUCCUCGGAGACAUACAGGUUUGAACACGACGCAGGUCAUGAUCUCUCAUGGGAGACCAGCGCACCGCAAGAAAUCUUUCUCGAUCGAGCGCAGGACCUCGAGAGGCCAUAUACAAAUCCGUCUUUACCAAUAGAUGAGAAAUCGAGAAUCGUGUCCUUCGACUUCACAACAGCCACGACAAAGAUGAGACAAUCAAAGAUGCUGACACUUGAUGGACAGGGUCAAGUCAAACUCACAUCACCAAGCCCUCCUCCAGGCCCUGCAACUCUCUCUUCGGCUGGAUAUCUAUAUAAAGGCAACAAUUUUGUUGAACAAUUACCCACUGCUACUACAGAACCGGGAACCUUGAUCGAUCAAGUCCGCCGCCGAGCUCAGCCCCGAAACCUUCUCAGACAAACUUUCAAGCAAUCACGACAGAACAGAACGAUUCCCGACACAAAAAGAAUGUCGAGUCUAGAUGACCAGUCAUGGUACGCAGAUUUAGGGUUUUACGAGAAGGACGUGCCACUGCCGGACCUCAUGGUAUUGAUCUCUAUCCAGCGACUGCGUUGUGAAGCAGGUUAUCUUCUGAACCCGUCCAAGAACAAAGCGAUCGUCUCAGAUUCGCAUUGGCUACAGUCUUUCUGGGCUUGGGUGGAACGCGCCGCGAAGAUAUCCAAGAACGGCAAUAUGGCACAAGAUAAUUUCGAUCUAUCUUUCGUUGGUGUUUACGGUCUUUGGAUGGAAGACAUCGAUCCCAAGCAUCGAAAACUCGGUCAGAGCCCUAAUAAACUUGGCAAAACCAUUGAGAACCUGGUCCGACGCUUGAACAUACCCAGCAUCAACAGAAUGACGACCGAAUACACUGCAAAUAGGCUGAUCUGCCUCCAUUCAGCCGGCUUAGCCUGGUCAUCCGAUGAACUCGACCUGAUUGUCAAACGACUAGUGACCAAAAACCAACACACCAAAGCAGCAGCAUUAGCUCUGUUCGCGAUGGAUCGUAAACUCGCCUAUAAGGCUCUCCGCAGCAAAACUGCUAAUCAGUCCCACAAAAUGUUGGCCAUGGCAAUUGCGGGGGAAUUCAAGAAAGCCCGAAGUGAUGACGCUGGAACGAUGAGUCCUGAUGAGUCAGAUGCGCAGGAUGACUGGGUUGACGCGAUUUCGUCUCUUAGCGAAGAGUUGACUGAUCCCUAUGCCCGCGCGAUCCUGGCAUAUGUCAAAACUGGAGAUUGGUCAAAUGUAGUUGCGGAAGAGUCUCUUCCUCUGAAAUACCGCAUCUGCAUCGCUUUGCGACACUAUGACGACUCGAAAUUGACAAACUACAUCUCUCAAGCGACCAAGGAUGCUGUGACGGCAGGAGAUAUUGAAGGUGUCAUUCUGACUGGAACGGCAACGCAGCCUGCCUUUAGCCUUAUGAGCAGCUACGUCCAGCGCUUCGGUGACCUGCAGACAGCGGUAUUGGCACUUUGCUCGACCGUUCCACGAUAUUUGGAUGACGAAACAGUGCUUUGCAAGUUCAAUGCCUGGAAAGAUGCCUAUAGACACAUGAUGAACAGCUGGAAUCUGAAGUUUGAUAGAGUUCGAUUCGACAUUGCCUGCCAAAAUGUUGCCAGAGAUGAAACAGGGAGACCGCUCAUACCGCCGGCAAAGCAACAAGUACGUCUUGUCUGUGGAUUUUGCGCACAGAGUAUCGCACAUUUGGCUGGGGUGGAUGGAGAAAAUGCACCAGGCCACAAAGUUGUGGAAACAGCUCGGCACCCGCUCACUAAGGAGAAGGCUGCAGCCGUUGGAAUCGUUUGCCCUAGAUGCGAACGUCAUUUGCCUCGUUGUGGUGUUUGUGACCUUUGGCUUGGAAUUCCUGACGAAUCGUAUCUGCCAUGGUAUGGGCCUCAACAGGCUUCAAAGCACCAGGCUGGAAAACCCAGUCUUGAUCUCAGCGCGAGCGUUGCGGGCAGUGUGCAGACGACACUGGGACCCGACACCACGCCAGGGCCAGCCGCCAAGGGAACCAGCUCGCCCCGGCCGAGACAUUCAGUACAAAUGAACUCGAAAAUCUCAACAAGUGACUCCUCAACAAGGACGACCGUUCCUACUAGCCAGGCAGCCAGCAAAGGAGUGGACACGGUCCCCGACAUUCUGGUGGCUGCGCCAUCAGGAUCAGCUCCAGGUCAAGAGCCUGAAAGCGAAAUGAAGACGGUUGGGACAGCACGGAAGUGGGACAGUGCAAUGUCUCGAUUCACAGUGAUGUGCCUCAAGUGCUCUCAUGGAUGUCACGCCGCACAUGCACGGAUGUGGUUCGAAAGACAUCGUGUGUGUCCCGUUCCAGACUGUACGUGUCUAUGUAACGAGUGA
Cladophialophora psammophila CBS 110553 is the source of this 3237-nucleotide messenger RNA. RefSeq lists its product as uncharacterized. NCBI's taxonomy places the organism in Eukaryota, Fungi, Ascomycota, Eurotiomycetes, Chaetothyriales, Herpotrichiellaceae. Bases 1 to 3237 code for a protein of 1078 amino acids. The record is from RefSeq and is a predicted model, not a curated record. Gene Ontology annotation, molecular function: protein binding. Gene Ontology annotation, cellular component: cytoplasm. Gene Ontology annotation, biological process: positive regulation of TORC1 signaling. The transcript has a single exon.